Molecule: messenger RNA, 2676 nt
Organism: Cavenderia fasciculata
Lineage: Eukaryota; Evosea; Eumycetozoa; Acytosteliales; Cavenderiaceae
Gene: atxn2
Product: ataxin-2
Exons: 2
Coding region: 1-2676 (891 amino acids)
Biological process (GO): cytoplasmic stress granule assembly
Cellular component (GO): cytoplasmic stress granule
Molecular function (GO): RNA binding
Source: RefSeq, a predicted model, not a curated record
AUGAGUCAAAAGGAAAAGGGAGGAAAGAAGCCAUACGCUUCAUUCAACAACAAUAAUAACAAUAACAACAAUAACAACAACAACGGAGGAAAGUUAAAUAAUAGUGGAGGUUAUAAUAAUAAACAAUCUUCUCCAUCAAACAACAACAACAAGUCAUCACCAUCAAACACCAAUAAUAUCAAUAACAAUAAUAACAAUAAUAAUAAUAAUGAAGAUUUAGAAGUUAAAAAGAUGAAGGAUAGAUCACUUUAUAUGGCACUUUGUUUGGUUGGUUAUCAAGUAUCGGUGACACUAAAGAAUGGAGUAACCUAUGAAGGUUUGCUUAGCUCUGCAACCACUACUAGUGGUGCUGGUUGGGGCAUUGUCAUCAAGAUGGCCAGAAAGAAGGAAGUGCCACCACCAGCCAUCAUCACCACACCACCAACCCCGUUGAUGGUCAUUGAAUCCAAGGAUUUCCUCUGUCUUACUGCCACUGGCGUCGUAUUUGAUAAUCUCUCCACCUACCAACAAGGUUCUGGUCGUGGCAGUGCAUCCUUCCAAAGCGACACUGACAUCAGCGGACAUGAUGGCGUCGUAAGAGAAAGAGAGCUCACUCCAUGGAUGUCGGAUGGCAGCGAACACGAAUCACUCGAAGCAAGUGCACUCAACAAACAAAACGCAUCAUGGGAUCAAUUCUCAACCAACGAGAAGCUCUUUGGUGUCACCUCUUCCUAUGAUGAAGAUCUCUACACCACCAGUCUCGAUCGUCAAUCUGAUAGUUAUAGAAAUAGAUUAAGAGAUGCCGAAAGAAUUGCUCAAGAAAUUGAAGGUAAAACAUCAUCAAAUUUACAUAUGCAAGAAGAAAGAGGACAAGUAAAGGGAUCAGAUUAUGAUGAAGAAGAGAGAUACAGUAGUGUUGUUAGACAACCAGAUGCAAAGGCUGGAGCUAAACAACAAGCAGGUGGAAACUUAUCAUCAUCGGCUGGAGUAUAUGUACCUCCAAACAAGAGAAAUCAACAAGUUCAACAACAGACACCACAGCAAACACAAUCGGCACCAGUUACGCCACUUACCAAAUCAUCUUCAUCUACUUCAUUAAAGGAUGAAAAUAAUACCAAACCUGCUGUUGCUACUGCUGGUGCUGCUGCUGCUGUUGGCACUUCUACCACGUCAACUACUACAUCAUCGACACCAACCAAGGACGAGAAAUUGACUCAACAACAACAAAUCUUUAAGGAAUCGGAAUCAAACUCUGCCAAUUCUCUAAAGACAUCUGGUAAUGGUAUCAAUAGCGACAACUCACCAGUUACCAAACUCAGAUUCCCAGUUAGAGAGAGAACCAAUUCGAUCGAUCACAAUGACCUUGUCUCUUCGCCGCGUGAUGGUCAGUCUCCUCGUACACUUGCCAACUACACCAAGGUACGUGCUGCCAUUGUAUCGGAAAAGAUGAGAAACUCUGAGCCACGCUCACCACUCUGCUCGCCAUUGGUCUCUGAUCCAGUCGGUCUCAGCGCACUCUCGCUCCACUCUUCCAAGCCUACAUUUACCGAAAACACAAUCAAGGAAUUCAACGAGUUCAAGUUGAUAAAGUCAGAGGUUGAUCGUAAAGCACAGAUGGAGCAACUCAAGAGCUUUAGUCGCGACUAUAACAUUAGCAGAUCACGUCCAUCGUCACCAUUGAUUGGACCAAAUUCACCAAGACUUGCAAAUAUAACAGCAUUAUCACUUUCUCCAACCAAUCUCGACAACAAGGAUGACUCCAAGACUGAAGAUGUCAAAAAGGAAGCUACAGCAGCAACAACAACCACAGCAACAACGACCACUGCAACCACUACAACCUCGAAAUUAAAAUUAAAUCCAAAUGCCAAGGCAUUUACACCAGGUUCAUUGAGUGCCAAUGCACCCGUUUUUACACCAAAGGGGUUGACCCUCAAGCCAGCUGCCAUACCAGCCUCUGCACCCCACGAUUUCAGUGGCAUGCCAGGCGGCGACAUUGGAAGAAGCACCUCCAACAACACAGAUUCGACCACACCCAUCAACGAAUUGUAUUAUGAAUCAAUGAAAAAGAGACAACAAAACCCAGAGAAUCCAGAGUCAGUGUCUAGUUAUUGGUCCGACGUGCCAUCCUAUCGACAACAGUACGGAGGUGGUGAAGACGAACAGUAUGGUUCGCCAGCCGGUGGCUAUUCCAUGCGUCCACCCAUCAUUCCAAUGGGUGUCGUCCCUAUCCCACCAUAUUACCCAUCGCCACCACCAAUGGUUGCUCCACCACAAAUUAAAUCGAUGAAAAUGCCAUACAAUGGUCAACCAAGAUCCUAUCCACAACAUCAGGGAGUUCCUGUUGCAUCGAAUCAACCCCUUGGCCCUCCUCCAUAUGCUGUUUUCCAACCACAAUUCCCACCCCCAUUUGCUGUUCCAGCCAUGUACAAUCCUCCACCACCACAACAUGGAGUUCCAAAGAGAUACUAUCCUCACCAAAAUUCCUAUCAAAUGCAACCACAUAUGAUGAUCCCACCACAAAAUAACUCUCAGUCACCAUCUCCUUCACACCAAUCCCCACAAAUUCCUUCCCCAACUUCUCCAACUCACAGCCGAAUCAUAACCUCUCAACCUGCUUUUAUCCCUGCCGCAUAUCAAAAUUAUGGAGUACCUCCAAGAUAUCAAAACGAUCCAAAUCAAGGUUAUCCACCAAAUUAA